Callorhinchus milii (elephant shark) is the source of this 838-nucleotide messenger RNA. It is a transcript of the gene c21h18orf32, whose product is annotated as UPF0729 protein C18orf32 homolog. The record is from RefSeq and is a predicted model, not a curated record. Gene Ontology annotation, biological process: positive regulation of canonical NF-kappaB signal transduction. The transcript has 3 exons. Bases 99 to 398 code for a protein of 99 amino acids. NCBI's taxonomy places the organism in Eukaryota, Metazoa, Chordata, Chondrichthyes, Chimaeriformes, Callorhinchidae.
UUCCGGUCCUGACCCGGACGCGAAGCGAAGCGGAAGCUGAGGGGAGACACCGCGUCCGACAGUCGGCGCUGGAGGUACAUCAGCGAUACAUCAGCGCAAUGGUCUGCAUUCCCUGCAUAGUCAUUCCAGUCCUCCUCUGGGUCUACAAGAGAUUCCUAGAGCCCAUCUUGUAUCCCUUUAUCUCUCCCAUUAUCGCCCGCAUUUGGCCAAAUCGAGCGGAGAGAGCAUUGAGCAAGGGGGGCACAGCCAAGACAGCAGAACUCAAUGGGACAUUAAAGUCUGAAAUUCCGGACAAAUGCGGAGAAGCGAACGGCCUGAUGGCGAAUGGAACGGGAGGAGCGGAGUCCUGCAUUCCCACAGAGGGACCACCUGGAAUCCCGGACAAAAAGACCGACUGACCAACGGGACUCCCCCUCCCCCUCCGCACAAACAACCACCUUGGAUAUCUCUGCUGUGCAAUUAUAUCAGCAAUGUUUAAAUACAUAAAGAAGGAAAUAGAUUUUAUUUAUUAAUGGCUUUCAGAUUGAUACAGAUUUAUGAACUCUUGCUGCUUUGUCUCUGCGUCGCUCCCUGCAGGUCAGUCUCAGAACUGAUCGAGACCACACACACACAUACCCCCACCCACCCAUCCCCUGUAGAUGGCCACCCUCCCUCUAUCAGGUACUUUGAGAGACUGACCUGCUCGGAUCUCCAAUGUCCGCUGUUGUUUCCUGACCCCCUCUGGUUGCACUUUACUCUGCGUUAUUUGUGCGCAAUUCUGUAACGAGCUGAUUCCUGCAAAGGUUUCAACAACCUGUAUGAGUCUCUCAACCUUUUGAUUAAACUCUUCCUAAUAGAG